AUGGCCUCAAAAUCACACCAGUAUCCUUUGGUCAAGUUACCACACCCUUAUCUGACCGCAUAUCGUGUGAACACCAUUGCUGGAUCAACACCAGCUAAGCGCAACUUGACACUUGAUGAGCAGCCCGCAAAGGGCCGGCCUUUGCCUGAACAGCUACACUCAGACUCGCUUUCAUGGUUUGACUUGACAUUUAUUCCCAAGAUUGAACAGCCACCUAUUUCAGAUAACACUCCCUGGGGUCGCGCGCGUCGCAGUCCCCAGACUGUCUUCGAAUGGUCAGGGAACAGCGCCCCUUCUUUGGGCCAAAUUUGGAACGUGAUUCACGCCAUUUAUCUCGGCCACCCAACAAUCGAAUAUUUCAGACUGACUCUGUCCGGCGCGGGGCAAGAAGUAAUCCAAAAUGAGCUUCUUACCACCGGGUUGGCAAUCAAGCACCCGAGGAACCUGCGCGACAGAGAAAACAAGGCUCUGCAAUUCGAUGAUUUGCUGAUCCUCCGAAGCGCCUUCUGGCAAGGUGCUGCUUCUCCAAUGGGCCCUCGUCCCAUUUGGGUGGUGGGAGAUGGCACAGACGGCCCCAUGCGGGAGCCUUUGUCCCAGUAUCCCAUCAUGCCGGAGAAUUAUCAAGUCACAAACAAGUUCCCCGAGGAGCCUGUAUAUACCCGCCACCCAACUCGCCGCCCCAAGCCGCACCCCGGAUCCAUUGCCUACAGUCGUUACAUCCCAGAGAUCAACGAGCACUUCUCACUCGAAGUCGUUGACUGGGAAAGUGCGGAGCACGUCCAGCUGUUUAACAAGUGGCAAAACGACCCGCGUGUUGCCGCAGGCUGGAACGAGACUGGAACUAUCGAACAGCACACCGAGUAUCUGCGCAAACUGCACUUUGAUCCCCACGUAUUGUGCUUAUUCGGACGCUUCGAUGACACCCGCUUCUCGUACUAUGAGUUGUACUGGUCAAAGGAGGACCACUACGGCGCCCACUACGAUGCUGGAGACUAUGAUCGCGGUCGUCACUCUCUCGUCGGCGAUGCCAGCUUCCGAGGUGCACACCGCGUGAAUGCUUGGUACUCGAGCUGCAUCCACUAUGUCUUUUUGGACGAUCCCCGGACCGCUAAUGCUGUCGGCGAGCCCAAAGCCACUGGCGGGACCAUUUUGUCUUACGAGAACGCGCAGGGACUCACAAUUGGCAAGUACGUCGAUCUUGGACAUAAGCGAUCGGUGCACUCAAUUUGCAGUCGCGAAAAGUGGUUCCAGUUGUGUCCUAUAUUCUGGGACGGGCGCGAGCGGCCUUUGGAAUCUGCUGAUCGCGCCGCGUGGAAUGCCAAGCUGUAA
Penicillium concentricum is the source of this 1329-nucleotide messenger RNA. RefSeq names its product GNAT family N-acetyltransferase. The record is from RefSeq and is a predicted model, not a curated record. Lineage: Eukaryota; Fungi; Ascomycota; Eurotiomycetes; Eurotiales; Aspergillaceae. Gene Ontology annotation, biological process: siderophore biosynthetic process. The coding region runs from base 1 to 1329 and encodes 442 amino acids. The transcript has 2 exons.